UGAUAAGUGGUUAUGAGAGUUGUAAUAAAUAUGAAGUAAAAAAUCCCACGGGGCAGUGGAUAUACUUUGCAGUUGAAGAAAAUGAUGACUAUAAUCUAUACCGUUACGGAACUGCCAGAUCAUUUAUCAUAAAACUCUUUGAUAGUACAAACCAACCAGUCAUGCAAUUGUCAAGGAACUUCCAUUGUAUCUGUUGCUGCUUUCCUUGUAUUUGUUGCCUACAAAAGCUUGAGGUUCAAGCACCACUAGGCACAGUCAUUGGAUAUGUUAAGCAGAAGUAUUACGUCUGCACACCCAGAUUUGUUAUCCAGAAUGAGGCCGGAGAAAACAUUGUGAAAUUGGUUGGACCUAAUUUAUGCAACGUUCGUUUUAGGGAUGUUCCUUUUGAGAUAAUCCCUUUAAAUCAAAAAUCAGCAAUUGGAAAAAUCAUCAGGAAAUGGAAAGGAUUUGCAAUAGAAACUACAUCAGGUGCCAGCACCUUCAUAACCCAAUUCCCAAUGGACCUUGAGGUUAAAACGAAAGCCCUUUUGCUUGGAGCUUGCUUCCUACUGGAUUUUAUGUUUAAUGAACGAACUGGACCGCCGCGCCGCGAUCAGAGAUAACCAGAUGUAUACCAUUUUUCCUGACUUCAGAAAAAAUUCAAUACUGCUGCUUUUGUUUCUUAUCUAGCGGUUAAUCCAGUGGUGAGAUUCAAAAAUUUUCACUACCGGUUUGGUGGGCAUGGCUAGGUGGGUGGCAUGUGACUGAGUGGGUGUGGCCAACAUGAGAUCACUUAUGCCCAUUCCCAAUAAGUAAUAUCCCCCUCACCUAGCCACACCCACAGGAAAAGGUAGGGACCUUUUUUGGAUUUUUAGCUAUUUACCCGGGCCCUCCCUUCACUAGUCACCCCCAUUUCCUCCCCCCCCCACUUCUUUGGUUGCUUACCUUUCAGGGUGGCUGGUCUGAAGAAUUCUAGGAGUUGAAGUCCAUGCACCUUAAAGUUCCUAAGGCUGAGAAACACAGCUUUAGAAUAUAUAAUAUAUUAGCAAGACUCUUUUAUAACUGCUCAUAGUACUUCUAGAGGAACUCUAAUGAUAUUUCCAUAUGAAAGAUCAUACAGCUAACUAGAAACAAUUUCCUUUUCUUUGGUGCCUUGAUGGAUAUCAACAUUUGAGACUAUAGCUGUCAAAAAUAAUGUAAGUGUAUACAAUUAUUUUGAUUAAGUAUAAUUCAAAUAAAAACCUGAAUAAUAAUAAUUCCACUGUAAUAUAUAUUGGUUUUCAAAUACUUGUAAGAUUCAAUAAAACAUUUUAGCACUUUUCUUUAUUCACUACAUGGGUGAAUAAAAAUAAACUGAUUUAAUGUA
This is a messenger RNA of Thamnophis sirtalis, 1345 nucleotides long. Lineage: Eukaryota; Metazoa; Chordata; Lepidosauria; Squamata; Natricidae. The record is from RefSeq and is a predicted model, not a curated record.